CUAAUCCUAAUCCAUUCCCCUGCUUUUGUCCUCUCCCCACCAAAAAAAACAGAGCAGCCGAUUAACCGACGCACUCCACCGCCCUCCUCUCCUCUCCUCUCCUCGCCGGAGCGAAACCAACGGAAGAAAAAUCCCCAAUUCCCCGACACCCAACGGCAAUGUCCCUCCGCAAGCGCCAGCGCUCGGCGAGCAGCUCCCGCCUCUCCUCCCUCUCCUCGCCGGCGUCGCCUCCCCGCCCCGUCUCCUCCUCCUCCUCCUCCCCGCCGCUCUCGUUCCCCAACGCCGACCUCCUCCUCCGCCUCCACCUCGACCCCUCCGCCGACGACGCCGACGCCGACGCCGACGUCAAGCCGCCGGCCCCCGCCGCCUCCCUCGACCUCCACGUCUCCUCGGCGUCCCUCCUCCGCUCCCGCUACUUCGCGGCGCUCCUCUCCGAUCGCUGGUGCCCCGACCCGUCCUCCUCCCCCGCCGGCCGCCUCUCCCUCGCCGUCCCCGCCCCGCCCUCCUGCCCCCGCCCGUUCCACGCCCACGUCGAGGUCGUCCGCCUCCUCCACACGCUCGACUUCGCCGGCACCAUCCGCUCCCCCGCCGAUGCCCUCGACAUCCUCCCCGUCGCGCUGCAGCUCCUCUUCGACGCCUGCGUCGAGGCCUGCAUCCGCUUCCUCGAGGCCGUGCCCUGGUCCGACGACGAGGAGGCCCGCGUGCUCGACCUCGCGCCGCUCCUCCCCGCCGACGAGGCCGCCGAGCUCCUCGCCAGGGUCUCCCUCCCUCCCGCCGCUGCGCCGGGCGAUGCGGCCACCAGGUCGCCCUCGGAGGCCAUGCUGCACGGCCUCAUCCAUUCGGCGAUCCACGGCCACCCCGUCCCUGCCGCCACCAAGGCGUUCGUCGCGAUGCUCCUCAAGGACUACCCCUCCCGCGACUGCGUACACAAGGUGCUCGACGAGGCGUUCCUGUCCCGGCUCGACACCGUCAAGGAGCUCCUGGGCAAGUACGCCAGCCCGGACUUCAGGAUCGCCGUCGACAGCGACGAGCGAGAGGCGAUACAGAAGUUGAACCUACACUCGGCGGUCCUAAAUGUGAAGCAUCUGCUCUGGCUCAUUGAGAGGAUGGUGGAUAUGAGGGUGGCCGAUAAUGCGGUGAAGCUUUGGAGUGAGCAGGUUGCGCUUGCUGCUGACUUGCAGAAGUUGCUCAAUGAUGCCGACAUGUGGAGAAACAUGGCUCCUGGGCUCCCGAUGCUUGUGACCCGAUGCACGCUCAGGCUCGCCCAUUCUGUUAUGAUUGGGGAGACACUGGUUCCUCGCCAGGUGAGGAUGAAGCUUGUCAAAAGCUGGCUUCCUGUCCUGAACGUCUGCAGGGACAUCGCCCAACCCAUGCACAGCGGAUACAAAUCGUCAAACUGCCAAGAGCUGGAGGAGACAUUCCUCCAGAUCAUCUCCACCUUGUCUGUCCCAGAUGCUCAGGAGCUGCUGCAACAAUGCCUUGGGUUCUCGACCCGCAACGUCGACGACUGCCCGCAUUUGGUCACAGCCUUCAAGACAUGGUUCAGACGCGCUUCCAGGUCUCCGCAAGGCCCACAAGGCGGGGAGGAUUGAGAGAUGGAGCUGACGGCAACGUUUUUCAAACAGCGCGUGUGCCGUGGGCCGCAUUGUACAAUCGAACCUGUAAUUAUUUUUAUCUGUAGGCCUCCUCUUCCUCGAAUAAUCUGGAGUUCGUUUAGCCCAGUGCCGUGUCUUGGUUCUGUAUAUACUGUAUAUCCUUGAGCAUGCACUAAUCUAUCCAUCAGUCUGAGAUACUCUACUUACUGAA
Molecule: messenger RNA, 1806 nt
Organism: Hordeum vulgare subsp. vulgare (domesticated barley)
Lineage: Eukaryota; Viridiplantae; Streptophyta; Magnoliopsida; Poales; Poaceae
Product: BTB/POZ domain-containing protein At1g63850-like
Exons: 2
Coding region: 159-1592 (477 amino acids)
Source: RefSeq, a predicted model, not a curated record